AGACUUUGACAUAUAUGUACAGAAGACGUACAAAAUAAUUGGUAAUUUGGUGACUAUAUUCGAACACCGAACUCGGGAAAAUCGACGUUUGGGUAAAGAAUACGUCAGGACCGUUGAAUUCAAUGUAUGGGUUUCUGAAGUUAUCGCAAACAAUAUUUUGAAAUCAUUAUGCAAAAAAAACACACUAGAAACUAACGAAAUAACCAAAAGUUUACUAGAUGAGUAUAAAACAUUUAGUUCGAGUAAUAACGAAACUAUAAUGCACGAUUUUCAAAUUGGCAUUGCAAGCGGUAUAGCUGAGAUUUUGACUGGCGUGAACGAUGGAAUAAUAUUUCCAAAAAUCAAAAACGCCAAAAAAAAAGAAAACCAGCAAAACAAUUUCGCCGAAGUUGUUAAAAAACCCCACUUAAAUUUUUGUCAUAAAAAUUAUGUUAUUGAAAAAAGAUGGGAAAAAGUUUCAAAGCAUAUGGCGUCCGUAAAUCUGAGAGCAGAGAAAGAACGGAAUCUAGAACAACAAAUUCGACGGGUCGAGAAUAAACACCGGCCUACAAUCCCACCGCCGCCAUCAAAUACCGUGAAAAAUAUUUUAAGUCACAAACCAAAUCUUAUGGACAAAAAUAAUACGGAAAAAAGAAAACCGAUCGUGAAUACGGUUCCGGUUAAAAAACAGUUGACAGGCGCGAAAUCGACGGCUGGUGGGAGUUUAUUGAAUGAAACUUCAGAAAAAUCGAGUCUACCCAGAAAACGCUCCGUAAUUAAGAAAAGCAGAUCACCGAAUCGGAAAGAAAACAUAAAAAAACCUGCGGAUAAUUUACAGACUAGGAAUAUACCGCAUGGUAAUGAGUUAUCCGAUAAGUUGAAAAAUCCUUUGUUAGUUGAGAAAAGCGAAAAAUUGCCCAAAACGAAUAAUAAAGUGGCCAGCAAACAACUAACGAAACACACAUCUGACACCUUGCCUGUAAAAAUCAUUAACGAUCAUUCAGAUGGAAGGCCCACAGCGGCGAAUGUACGGCAAAAAACAGAGCCCGUAGACCGGAAGCAAAAAGUAAAAAUGAACACGACGAGCGAUCCGAAGACGGCAAAUACUAAAGUGAAUGUCAAAAAACCUGCGGAUAAUUUACAGAUUAGGAAUAUAACGAAUGGUAAUGAGUUACCCGAUAAAUUGAAAAAUCCCUUGUUAGUUGUGAAAAGCGAAAAAUUGCCAAAAACGAAUAAUAAAGUGGCCAACAAAAAACUAACGAAACACUCACCUGACACCUUGCCUGUAAAAAUCAUUAACGAUCAUUCAGAUGAAAAGCCCACAGCGGCGAAUGUACGGCAAGAAACAGAGCCCGUAGACCGGAAGCAAAAAGUAAAAAUGAACAUGACGAGCGAUCCGAAGACGGAAAAUACUAAAGUGAACGUCAAAAAAUCGGAUGGUCAGAAGUCCGUGUCACCGAAACCGCCUGUAAAGUCAGUUGUGAUGAGUGACGUCGUGCAGAUCGAUGAAGUGUGUAAAAGUGAUGAGACUUUGAUUACGGUAAAUGGAAGCGACUGUAUUGUCGGUAUCAGUGGUAAAGAGACACUACCGGCAAAACCAGAAGUAGAGAAACAACAGAAAAACGAUACGUUCGACGGAAAGAUACCAUUAGAAACAGCGAAAGACGAGAUAACCGCCACAGAGAUAAUUACAGCAACACCAGACGAUGAGGUGGCCACCGAAGAGAUACUGUUAGCUACACUGGAAGACGAAAUAGCCAACGGAGGGACACCAACGUCCAUGCAGAAAAACCAUACGUCGGAUGAAGAGAUACCAAUAUCAAUAGCGAAAGACGAUAAAACCUCCGAGGAGACGAUGCCAGCAACAACAAACAAUGAGGCGGCCACCGAAGAGAUACUGUUAGCGACACUGGAAGACGAGACGGCCAACGGAGGGACACCAACGUCCAUGCAGAAAAACCAUACAUCGAAUGUACAGACACUAACAACAACACCGAAGAAUAAAACGGCUGACGGAAGUACAACUAGCGGUGGUAAAGCGUUCAAUGAGAACAUUUUGACGGAAACUGCGACUAAAAUGACCAUCGGACAGCCGAAGUUGGCGUAUGUCAAAAAUGAACGCCUGACAGGCACAGAUGGUGCUCUAAAGGAACAAGGCGUGAACGACGAGAAAAAUGCCGGAAAGAAUGUUUGGUCCAACCACUGCGGUCCGGUGUCGAAAUUUCCGGAUGUCCGCAAAGUUAAAACUUUAAACGAUCGGACGAAUUACGUAUGCCUAGAAAAAAGCCAAAGCAAUUAUGCAGGAAAAAACGUAUGUACCUAA
Messenger RNA from Cinara cedri, 2302 nucleotides. Lineage: Eukaryota; Metazoa; Arthropoda; Insecta; Hemiptera; Aphididae. The record is from the annotation of a GenBank genome assembly.